Thrips palmi is the source of this 1440-nucleotide messenger RNA. It is a transcript of the gene Tre1, whose product is annotated as protein trapped in endoderm-1. Gene Ontology annotation, molecular function: G protein-coupled receptor activity. Gene Ontology annotation, cellular component: membrane. The transcript has 5 exons. The record is from RefSeq and is a predicted model, not a curated record. Gene Ontology annotation, biological process: G protein-coupled receptor signaling pathway. The annotation marks the transcript as partial. NCBI's taxonomy places the organism in Eukaryota, Metazoa, Arthropoda, Insecta, Thysanoptera, Thripidae.
CACAGGACGCCGUCGUGGCCGCAGAGCACGCCGUCGUCACCAUAGAGGACGCCGUCGAGGACACCGCCGUUGUCACCGCUGGGGACGCCGUCGUCGUGGCCCCAGAGGACGCCGUCGUGGCCCCCGUGCCGCCAAGAUAAGCCGCUCCGUGCACGCGCGAGGCCUUGACGGGCUGCUCUAGCUGCUCCAGGAUAGGCCGGCCGGCCCGGGCCGCGGGCAUGGGUACGACGCGGGGCGCUAUCAACAAGCCACAGCAGUGAGCUCAGCGGCCCCUGCAGUGUGCCAGCCAUGGGGAGCUGCGGGCCUUACAACUGGACGCAGCACGAGCAGCUGCUGCAGCUGGGGGACCUGCAGGUGCAGCAGCAGUUCCUGCAGGACGCCCACCCCACACUGUACUCGCGGACCGCCUCCCUGUUCGCCGCGGCCUGCGCCAUGCUGUUCUCGCUGGUCGGCGUGCCAGGCAACCUGGUGACGGUGCUGGCGCUGGCGCGGUCGCCGACGCUGCGCGCGCACGCCACCACGGCCUUCAUCAUCUCGCUGUGCGCCUCGGACCUGGUGUUCUGCCUGCUGUGCCUGCCGCCCACGGCGGCGCGCUUCCUGCUGUCGCGGUGGCCGCUGGGGCCCGUGGCGUGCGCCGUGUUCCCUCUGCUGUUCUACGGCAACGUGGCCGUGUCCGUGCUCAGCAUGACGGCCAUCGCCGUCAACCGGUACAUCCUCAUCAUGUGGCACAGCGUGUACGCGCGGCUGUACUCGCGCGCGCACAUCCUGCUGAUGGUGCUGCUGGUGUGGGUGGCCGGCUUCUCGCUGCUGGUGCCGCCGCUGGUCGGCGCCUGGGGCUGCCUCGGCCUGGAGCCCCGCUCCUUCAGCUGCACCAUCCUCAAGAAGGACGGCGCCUCCCCGAAGAAGCUCGUGUUCGUGGUGGGCUUCGCGCUGCCCUGCACCGUCAUGGCCGCGGCCUACUCGUGCAUCUACUGGCGCGUGCGCCGCUCCAGGGCCGCACUCAAGGCGCACGGGGCGUCGGGCUCGAGGCUGUCCCUGGAGGCGGUGCGGGCCGCGGGCAACGCCAUCAACAAGAACCUCAAGGCGGCCGCGUCCACCAACAAGACGGGCUUCCGGCGGCGCGACGACCGCCGCCUCACCAGGCUCAUGCUCACCGUCUUCUGCUCCUUCCUCGUCUGCUUCCUGCCCCUCACCCUCGUCAACGCGGCCGACAACCUGGGGGCGCCGCCGACGCUGCAGCUGCUGUCCUCGGUGCUGGCCUGGGCCUCGGCCGUCAUCAACCCCUUCAUCUACGCGGCCACCAACAGGCAGUACCGCGCGGCCUACCGCCGUCUCUUCUGCGGCGCCGACGCGCCCAUGGCCAGCGCGCCGUCGCCGCGCACCAGGCUGCACACGCGGAGGCCCACGUCGGACUCGGGCUCGGCGACGGCCACCACCGGC